AUCACCUUUCUUGGCACUGGUAGUGCUCAGCCAAGUGCAACACGAAAUCACCAAGCCAUGGCUCUCCGCUUGAAUGGCGACAUUUGGAUGUUUGAUUGUGGAGAGGCAACUCAGCAUCAGCUACAGAAGAGUAAAUUAAAGAUGGGCCGAAUUACACGCAUAUUCAUUACACACAUGCAUGGUGAUCAUUGCUUUGGUUUGGCACCAUUGUUAUGUAGCAUGACCGAGAAUCUAAAUUCCGGGUUGCCUCGUGCCAACGACCCACCAAUUGAGAUUUACGGACCACGUCCAUUACGACAUUGGCUGAGAACAAGUUUGAAAUCCACGUAUUCUCAUCUAGGUCGCCCUUACCGUGUUCACGAACUCCUGCUGGACAGUGAUACACCUGACACGAUUGUGGGGGUACCAAUUAAGCACUCUAUCCCUUCUCUCGGAUUCCUUGUUCAGGAACCCGAAUUUCCCGGCCAGCUGGAUAUCAAGACACUCACACCAAUUCUGCAACGAAAUUCUGAGGCACUCAAGGCUCAGGGAUACAAAAAUCCUUUGGCUAUUUUAGGUCAGCUUCAGCGAACGCUAAAACCAGUAACAUUACCCGAUGGGGCUAUUCUUAUGCCACCUGUGGCGCGCCCAGGACGACAAAUUAUUAUUUUGGGCGACACUUCGGACGCCUCUCCUAUCAUCAGUCUAUGUCAGAACAAACCCCAUUUAUUGGUCCAUGAAGCAACCAAUGCUCUGACCAUUGAGGAAAAGGCAUUGUCUCAUGGACACUCUACUCCACAAAUGGCUGGAAAAUUAGCACAGCAGAUGGGCGCCAAAAAGAUGAUCCUGACUCAUUUUAGUGUGCGCUAC
This is a messenger RNA of Phycomyces blakesleeanus NRRL 1555(-), 849 nucleotides long. RefSeq lists its product as hypothetical. Gene Ontology annotation, molecular function: 3'-tRNA processing endoribonuclease activity. Gene Ontology annotation, cellular component: nucleus. The annotation marks the transcript as partial. Lineage: Eukaryota; Fungi; Mucoromycota; Mucoromycetes; Mucorales; Phycomycetaceae. The record is from RefSeq and is a predicted model, not a curated record. The transcript has 3 exons.